UACCGCCAUUCUCAGACAUUCUCUCUUUGCAAACCUAGUGCUCUCCGCCGAUCUCCAUUCUCCUCAAACACCGCCAUCUCUGCCAUCUCCGCAGUCAGCCCAGUGCUCUCCGCCGACCGUCCUCUUUCCGCGUCCAAUCUCCGACGCCGUCCCCGCCUCCAAUCGGAUUGAGUGGCUUCCCUAGCAUCUUCAAGAAGCUCGGCAUCUUUGGCGGAUCUAACCUGGGAAAAAUCGCGGGCUUCCGUCACACUAGUGAACAAAGAUUGCUUCCUCUGGGCGGGUUCUUCAUCGCUCUUCUCUUUCUUGGCUGAAACCACGAAAGAUUUCUUGAGGCUUCUUCUGCUGGGAACGCCGCUACAAGUUGAGAGCUUGUGUGCACACCCAGUGUUUGUGAAAAUGCCAUUCUGUGGAGGUGUCAAGAUUCAUGAUGAAGCUAGAAAGUUUGCAUAUCAGACUGGUGUCAAUGUGGUUGUUGCCUAUGGUGGAGCACCCAUAAAUCAACAGCUUCGAGAGCUUGAGAGGGGCGUGCAUAUACUUGUUGCCACUCCUGGGCGGUUAGUUGAUUUAUUGGAGAGGGCAAGAGUCUCAUUGGAGAUGAUUAGAUAUCUGGCCUUGGAUGAAGUAGAUCGAAUGUUAGACAUCGGUUUUGAACCUCAGAUAAGGAAAAUUGUGCAACAGACAGACAUGCCUCCACCAGGCAUAAGGCAGACAAUGUUGUUCAGUGCUACCUUCCCGAAAGAGAUUCAGUAUGAAGAUUUUCUGGUUGAACUCAACCACUCAAGGUGUUAUGAUCUAAUAGAUCAGUAUUGUGAACAGAUCUCAACCAAUCUUCCAAUCAUGAGUAAACAGAGGGAAUGCCCUGAGGAUUGCAAGGAAGCCGUGUCGACUUUGAUGUUUGCAGCAGCAAGAUUUGGCGACGUGCCAGAGUUGCGCCAUCUGAAAAUCAUAUUUGCAGCAAGAUGCAGCAGCAAGAUGAAGGGCUAUUAAAAUGGUUCAUGAAUCCACUACGAAUGCAAAGAAAGGACGCAGUAAAACUGCUUGGGAAAUUGUCAAGGCUCCUCGUCAACCGGAUAGUAACCAAUGUGGUUUCUUUGUCAUGGCGUACAUGAAAACUUUAAUUGAGAAUAUGCCAGACUUCGAUGAUAAAAAUUAUGUUCAAGCACUGUUUCAACAAGUUGAUUAUGACAAAGAGGUUAUUGAUCUGGUGCGAUAUGAAUGGGCCGAUAUUCUAUCAAGGCAUAUAGAGUAGGUAUGAUUUGGUCAUUCGAACGUUGUGAUCAUCUGGACUUGAAUUGGUUCGGGGAAUUGUUGUAGUAGUAUUAUGACUUGGAUGAUAAUUAGAAUUGGUCAUGUGUUGUCUUUUGACUUGUUAUUUUGAACCUUA
Ipomoea nil (Japanese morning glory) is the source of this 1384-nucleotide messenger RNA. Its product is annotated as DEAD-box ATP-dependent RNA helicase 37-like. Gene Ontology annotation, biological process: protein transport. NCBI's taxonomy places the organism in Eukaryota, Viridiplantae, Streptophyta, Magnoliopsida, Solanales, Convolvulaceae. Gene Ontology annotation, cellular component: nucleus. Bases 397 to 987 code for a protein of 196 amino acids. Gene Ontology annotation, molecular function: RNA binding; RNA helicase activity; ATP binding. The transcript is spliced from 7 exons. The record is from RefSeq and is a predicted model, not a curated record.